This is a messenger RNA of Papilio machaon (common yellow swallowtail), 528 nucleotides long. RefSeq lists its product as uncharacterized. Lineage: Eukaryota; Metazoa; Arthropoda; Insecta; Lepidoptera; Papilionidae. Gene Ontology annotation, biological process: sleep; positive regulation of voltage-gated potassium channel activity; regulation of synaptic transmission, cholinergic. The coding region runs from base 82 to 528 and encodes 148 amino acids. The transcript has 3 exons. The record is from RefSeq and is a predicted model, not a curated record.
CUGAAGUGCUUAACUGUCAUUUUAUUGUUGAUGUUUUCGUAUUUCUCGAGUUCAAACUUUAUAAACAUUUGAUUAUUUAUAAUGUCAUACAUAUAUUUCUUGUUGUUAAUUAGUUUAAUAAGAACAGCGUUCUGUGUAAGAUGUUACCAAUGUGCCUCAUCACAAAAUAAAGAAGAGGAUACUUGCGGUGCAUACAAAAAAUUUGAUGUUGAUAGCCACAUAGCGGUUGAAUGUAACAGUGACGAAUCUCACAUGCCAGGAUCUUUUUGUAUGAAACUCACCCAACAAGGACCGAAAGGAUUUAUUUGGGAUGGUAGAUGGCGUCAAGUUGUAAGACGUUGUGCAUCUGUCGCUGAAACAGGUGUGACAGGGGUCUGUAACUGGGGUGUUUACCCUAAUGGUGUAUAUUGGGAGGAGUGUUAUUGCUCGGCAGAUGAGUGUAACAGUGCUACUAAUAUGAAAACAUCACUUGUUGCUAUGUUCAGUCUGUUGUCUGUGUUGUUUUAUGUCAGUGGGGUGUUAAUAUGA